Terrapene triunguis (Three-toed box turtle) is the source of this 1838-nucleotide messenger RNA. It is a transcript of the gene SGCB, whose product is annotated as sarcoglycan beta. Gene Ontology annotation, cellular component: sarcolemma; sarcoglycan complex. Gene Ontology annotation, biological process: muscle organ development. The transcript is spliced from 6 exons. NCBI's taxonomy places the organism in Eukaryota, Metazoa, Chordata, Testudines, Emydidae. The coding region runs from base 77 to 1039 and encodes 320 amino acids. The record is from RefSeq and is a predicted model, not a curated record.
GCGGCGACAGGCGGCUGGCGCGGCGCUAGUCUCCCCGCGCCUGGGCGGGACAACAGCAUAGCGGCAGGAGAGGAAGAUGGCGGCGGCAGCAGCAGCUGCAGCAGCCGCCUCGGACCAGCAAAGUUCUAAUGGCCCUGUGAAGAAAUCUAUGCGUGAGAAGGCUGUGGAACGGAGAAACAUUAAUAAAGAACACAACAGUAACUUUAAGGCUGGAUAUAUCCCAAUUGAUGAAGACCGUCUCCAUAAAACAGGCUUACGAGGCAGGAAAGGCAACUUGGCUAUUUGUGUGAUUGUUCUCCUUUUUAUUUUGGCUGUCAUCAAUUUGAUUAUCACACUUGUCAUCUGGGCUGUGAUUCGUAUUGGGCCCAAUGGUUGUGACAGCAUGGAGUUUCACGAGAGCGGCUUACUGCGAUUUAAACAAGUAUCUGACAUGGGAGUUAUACAUCCAUUAUAUAAAAGUACAAUAGGAGGGAGGCGUAAUGAAGAUUUGGUUAUCACUGGAAAUAACCAGCCUAUUGUAUUUCAGCAAGGAACAACAAAACUUAGUGUUGAAAAGGACAAAACCUCCAUUACCAGUGAUAUUGGUAUGGAAUUUAUUGACCCAAGGACACAAAAUACUUUGUUCAGCACAGACUAUGAGACUCAUGAGUUUCAUUUGCCAAAUGGAGUGAAAAUUUUGAAUGUACAGAAGGCAUCUACGGAGAGGAUUACCAGCAAUGCUACCAGUGACCUAAAUAUAAAGGUUGACGGACGUGCCAUUGUUCGUGGAAAUGAAGGUGUUUUCAUCAUGGGCAAAACCAUUGAGUUUCGCAUGGGUGGUGAUAUGGAACUAAAGGCAGAAAACAGCAUUAUCUUAAAUGGAACUGUGAUGCUCAGCACGUCUCGACUACCAAGUUCUUAUGGGGAAAAGUUUAAUAAUGUUGACUGGCUGCGCUAUAAGCUCUGUAUGUGUGCAGAUGGAACUCUAUUUCGAGUUGAAGUAAAGACCCGCAACAUGGGUUGUCAAACCUCAGUCAACCCGUGUGGAACCACACACUAAACACAGAGUACUGGGACAAGAGCAAUCAUGAGAGUUCAUUUACGUUUUUACAUUUGUAUGUAUAAAACAAUUGCAUGCCAAUUAUUUCUGUUUUUACAACAGUUUAUUAUAAUAUUUAUUACAUAACAUUUUUAGCACAGCAGUAUUAUGUCUGUUGCAUAAUUUCAGUAUUUACAAUAGAGUAUUUACCAUAAUAAUGGGUCUGAUUUAGCAAGAUACUUAAGCACAUGCUUCAACAUGCACACUUGUCAAGUACCUUGCUGAAUUGAGGCCAGUAAGAGAGAUUUACUGGGGGACUGAUCCUACAAGAUACUGAGCACCUCCUUGCCUCUGAAGUGCUGUUUUACGUCCUCUCACCUCAAGACUCUGAGAAGUUGCUGGAAUCUGCAUGGAGUGAGGUGUAGAGUUGGGAGGAUGCACAUUGUUCCACCUUUGGCUCUGCAGAGAUUCCUUGGAAAAAGCAAUACAGUUUGCAGCUCUGUUACUUGUUCCAUAGAGCCUCUUUUUUGUUGUGCAGAUCAUUCUUUAAGAAGCGGACUUUGGGAUAACUGUGGUAAGAGGGACUCUCUGGCAACAUUGGAGUCAUGCUUUGUGGCAGUGGUAGGAAACCAACCACAAAGGAAUAAUUGGGCUUUCCAGUUCUUUAGAGAUAAACCCUACAGGAAGGGGCCAAAAGGCAAUCUGGCUUCUUUUAUACAGAUGUGUUAUGUGCUGAUUUUCAGCCCACCCUCAGCCAGACCUUCAUUAUUGCAACUAAUUAUUUAGAGUGCAGCAAAGGUCAGUCAUCUAAAUAACUGCU